This is a messenger RNA of Kalmanozyma brasiliensis GHG001, 759 nucleotides long. Its product is annotated as Actin cortical patch SUR7/pH-response regulator PalI. The transcript has 2 exons. The record is from RefSeq and is a predicted model, not a curated record. NCBI's taxonomy places the organism in Eukaryota, Fungi, Basidiomycota, Ustilaginomycetes, Ustilaginales. Bases 1 to 759 code for a protein of 252 amino acids. Gene Ontology annotation, cellular component: cell cortex of cell tip; plasma membrane. Gene Ontology annotation, biological process: fungal-type cell wall organization.
AUGGUCUUCCGAGGUCUUUGCGUCGGUCUCGGCGGCUUCUUCUCCUUUGCGGCGGUCGUCCUCUGUGUCUUUGCCAACAUUGGUCAGCUCUCGAACAACGUUGUGACUCGCAACAUCCGUUACGUCUCGGUGGACACGCGAGGACUGGGUGAUGCGCUCUCCCGCGCUGGGCAGAGCAACACCAACAUUUUCGCCCAAGACCAGUCUUCCCCCGUGGGCCAGGGCAACGGGAUCAAGGAUGACUACCAGUGGGGUCUCUACAACUACUGUGCUGGCGAGGUCAACGGGGACUCCCGCUCGUGCUCUCAGCGAAACUUUGGCUUCGAGUUCCUUCCUGCCGAUGCGGUUCUCUCCGACACACCUCAGGGUGAUCGUCAGACGCUGCAGAACUUUUUGCCCGAAUCCACCUUCCGCGACUCGGGCUACCUCGGUCGUUUCUCCAAGGCUGCGAUGUACCUCAUCUUCAUCGGCUCGUGCCUUGCCCUGAUCGCUUGGGUUGCAGGAUUGCUUUCCCACCGAUUCGCCUUCCUCGGUGCCGCCUUCAUCGCUUUGCUCUCCGCCCUCGCCCUCGGCGUCGGCGCAGCCCUCUUGACCGCCAUCUACGUCAAGACCAAGGCCAGCAUCGACAACGCCAACUUCGGUAUCACUAUUCACUACGGUAACGCCCUCUGGAUCACUUGGGCCGCCGUGUUGGCUGUUGCACUCAGCAUCGUCCCCUACAUCAUCUCGUGCUGCACCGGCCGAAGCGACGACUACUAA